This is a messenger RNA of Brassica napus (rape), 2997 nucleotides long. Its product is annotated as replication protein A 70 kDa DNA-binding subunit B-like. Gene Ontology annotation, cellular component: nucleus. NCBI's taxonomy places the organism in Eukaryota, Viridiplantae, Streptophyta, Magnoliopsida, Brassicales, Brassicaceae. Bases 1811 to 2824 code for a protein of 337 amino acids. The transcript is spliced from 14 exons. Gene Ontology annotation, biological process: DNA repair; DNA recombination; DNA replication. The record is from RefSeq and is a predicted model, not a curated record. Gene Ontology annotation, molecular function: DNA binding.
GUUCGAUGUCAAGUAAAAGACAAAAAGGGUGAAAUAGAAACUCGGUUAUAUUUUGAACAAAAAAAAGAAAUUCGGUUAUCUAAGUUGACUCUACCAACACAAACACACACAGAAAAUUUCCCAGCCCGAGAUCUCGUAACUCCUAGCUCUCUUCACCUUCUCGUAAAUCUAUUCCCUGAUCAGAUUUGGCCUCUUCUGGAUAUGUCAAUGGCGAAAGAUACCCCCUCGCCACCGCCCGAAAUGCCCUUUCUCUUAGAUUCCAAAAGUCAAUUGCUGAUUGUGUAAAUAUAUAUAUUAGUUUGUGGAGGUGUUUUGUGAAAUAUCCGGCAAAGACUACCGAUUCACGGCUGGGACCAAGGCCGAGUUUGCUGUGUCCGUCAUCAAUCGGAAACUUGGUUCCUCCAAAUACAAAUCCAAAUCCAAAGCACAUUACAUCGAAGCGGCAAAGGAAGGUGAAGAGCCUAUCAGUUUCGUUGAUGGUGCUUCUCUUGUGAGUUACAGACAUGGUUGGAGGCUUAAAACAGUGAUUGCCGAUUCUGAUUUGCUUGGAACUGAGAAAGAGGAGGACACUUUCCAGAGACAGUUUCCUUCUUUCUUAUCAACUGGGGAGAUGGUUUCAAUCUGAUGAAGACAGUCCGACCAGAUGAGUUUUGUUCUUCAUAACAUAAAGACUCAAUCCUAUCCAUCGCUAACAGCAUCGACAACCAGACGAGGUCUUGCUUCUCUUAAACAAGACCAUUGCCACGACCACAGUAGUAUUAUCACAACAAACUUGCAUUCGACUUCAGUAAUUGAAGAAGGACUCACGAUUUAGAGCUUUACAAAACAAUUCCAAUGGUCUGUUGCAUUGCUAAUUGCAGAACGAUUAAGAUCUUAAUGGGAUAAUACUGUCAGAGAUAAGGUAAACCUUCUCUUCUCCUGAAAGCAUAUGCAAAUCCGUUUGUUCAGUCGGUUUCAUUCCUUUCUGUAUCCGGUCCUUUGGUUUUCUGAUUUUCAAUUUUGGUUUUCUUAAUUAUGAGAUAUUAAGCCCAUAUAAUUAGAUAACUAGAUAGAUAUUAAGCCCAUAUAAUUAGAUUACUUGCGCAAGAUUUGCAUAUUACUAACUUUCCUUAUUAUUCUAAUCAAUUACUUGCGGAAGUUGUUUUCGUAUUUAUUAUAUUACUUGCGCAAGUUAAAAUCAUAUAAUAUGCAAAUCAAUUUAUGACAAUACACAGUUAAAAUCUUUCUUUAAACGAUUUCAAUCUUUAUUAGGGGUCAUUAAUAUGAUAAAUAAAUCGGCUUAAUAUAUAUAUGGCAUACCCGAAUGGUUAAAAUACAAACAUUCAGCUCUAACAAGAACAAUGGCAAUGGUGCGAGCAAAAAAAAAUAUUGUUUCUUUAGUGAGAGAAUUAAAACCACGUAAAGAUACGUCCCGUAUUGAAGUUAUGAUUCUUCGCUUGUGGAGAAACUAUAACAAAGAAUCAGGAAACACCAUUGAAAUGGUGGUUGUUGAUAAAGAAGGGACAAGAAUUCAUGCUUCAGUUGGUGAACAACUCAUCAAAAAAUUCGAUGACAAGCUACGCGAGGGAGAUGCGAUUGUCCUCCAGUUGUUCAAAGUGUACGAUGCUACUGGUGAAUACCGUACGACACCACAUCCUUACAAAAUUGGCUUCUUUCACACAACAUUUGUUGGAAUAGCUGAUGAUUUUCCAAGUGCAGUUCCCGAAAAGUAUUUCGCGGACUUCUCUGAUAUUCUUGGUUGGUUGAUGUGGUUGGCCAAAUAGUUAACUUCGAGUCUCUGGAAAACAAAAUAAUAAAAGGAAAAGACAACAUGAGGCUCUUGGUUGAGUUGCGUGACCCAAAUAAUGUGAAGAUGAUGUGUACUCUGUGGGGUAGUUAUGCUAAACAAGUAUACGAUUACAGUAGGAGUAACAUGUCCACCAUGAUCAUUUUUGUGAUCAGAUUCUGUUCUGUUAAAGAGUGGAAAGGUGCUUACUCCAUAUCUAGCGGGUAUAAUUCAACCCAUAUCCUGCUCAACCCAACACUUGAUUUUAUUGAGGAGUUCAAAGCAAGUCUCCCUGAUGAUUCACUUGCUCUUACGAACAACGAUAGUAGCCAAUGGUCUGUUGGUACUGCUACUUCUAUUCGUGCCAGGUUUUUUGUUCUUAAUGAGAGGCUAACCAUCGGAGAGAUCAUUGAUAGCUCUGUGGUUGGCACUUUUGUUACUCUGGGGACCAUUGAAACAAUUGAUACUGAACGUGGCUGGCAAUAUCUAAGUUGCAAAUACCACAACAAAAAAGUGAUGCCUACAACCAAUGUUGAUGCUGAUGACCGGCCCUUGUUCUUCUGCAAUACGUGUGACAAAGAACACAGUGAUGUUAUUUCCAGGUUCAAAUUAAUUGCCAAUGUCAAGGACGAUAGCGGUGAGGCUAAUUUUCUGUUGUUUGAUGCUAAUGCUCAAGCAAUUGUGCGUCAUUCUGCUGCUGAACUCUAUGACGAGAAUGAAGAUGAAGACUUCUUACCUGAAGCAGUGAGCGAUCUCUUUGGUAAGAGAGUCCUUUUUGAGAUUUCAGUUGACGCUGAUAACAUCAAAGGAAAGAGUUCUCAGUAUGUUGUUCGAUUGGCUACUGAUGACCGUGAAAUGGUUGAGGAAUUUGCUGAUUUGCCUCCUAAAUCUAACCCGGUACUAAUGUUGGAGUCCGCAGAUGAUAUUUCCUCUGGUUCUGGUGGUUUUACAGCAACUCCUUUGUCCAAAAGAAAAAGCGAACAAGAUGACGACAGUUGCCUUGAGGAUCAACACUCUGUUAACAAGAAACUCUCUCAAAAAAAACUCAAGGGCGAGUGAGCUGUCUCUUUUUGAUGAGUUGCUGUCCUUUAUAGUGUUAUGGCUUUGUUUUUGCUUCAUUUUUUAAAACUUUGUCUGAGUAUCUUUGUCUUUGGUUUUGUUUAAGAUUUGGUCCGACCAUCUUUGUUUUUUGCUUUUAAUUGGAAUAAAAAUUUAUCAAGUUCCAAUCUAAA